AUGGCAUUUCCUCUUCCGCGGGGCAUUACGCCCUCGGAGAUCGCCUUUCUCGCGGAGAUGGAGAUGGUGACCGUGGUGCCUCGCCAGCGCCUAGAAGGGCUAGAGCUACUUGGAGGCCCGGUUGAGCCUCUCGUUCCACCACGACCGUCAACGCCGCGCGAAUAUUAUCCCCCCGCAUGGCUGCACCCAGAUCCUCUGAGCCUCAUCCUCGAAGUGGAAUCCCAGCAUCAGGACUACAAAAACGCUUUCUCCCCUCCUCUACCACUUCCCGGACAACCAAGUAUUCGAGACAACGGGCUUGCGCCGAAAGCCCGACCUCAAUAUACACCGGAUGGAGAUAGAUACUUUCCCUCGCCACCAUUUUUGCCUCAAAAUACUGCACAGAUGACUAUUUCGUCCCGAGAUCCCCCCGCAUUACCUUUCCAUUGGGUCGAGAUUGGAAACAUGCUGCUCGAAGCGGCAAGUGAUGAUCUGGUUGAGGCAGAUCAGGUUCGACGAUUAUUGAAAGACCUGCGUGAAAUCCGCCUGUCUAAGAUGAGAGCCGGUGUCGAUGCCCUUGAUGCAGCGGCAGUUGGUGGUGGAGGAGUAGCGUUGACAGGCGUCGGAGCAAUGGAAGUGGGCGAAGAGCGAGGGUUCUUGUCUGGAGUAGUAGACAACCUCCGGAAAAUCGGUGCCUCGAAAGAACAAGCUCGACGCGAACAAAUGGCAGAGCAGCGAGCUAAUGGUGGAUACAAUGGCACACAAGAUGAAGAAGAAGAAGAGGACUAUAUGGAGUUCUAG
Molecule: messenger RNA, 780 nt
Organism: Penicillium argentinense
Lineage: Eukaryota; Fungi; Ascomycota; Eurotiomycetes; Eurotiales; Aspergillaceae
Gene: psf2
Product: DNA replication protein PSF2
Exons: 4
Coding region: 1-780 (259 amino acids)
Biological process (GO): double-strand break repair via break-induced replication; DNA replication
Cellular component (GO): nucleus; GINS complex
Source: RefSeq, a predicted model, not a curated record